Messenger RNA from Daldinia caldariorum, 1360 nucleotides. RefSeq lists its product as uncharacterized. Lineage: Eukaryota; Fungi; Ascomycota; Sordariomycetes; Xylariales; Hypoxylaceae. The coding region runs from base 441 to 1076 and encodes 211 amino acids. The transcript has 3 exons. The record is from RefSeq and is a predicted model, not a curated record.
GAGGAAGCCAGGCAGUGCGCCAAUUUGAAUGAAUGGACUACCCAAUCUAUCGACCACUCUAUGUGUCUCUCUCCAGUGUUCUAGUAAAUGGUAAGAAUACUUCGAGCCUAACUAACCUGAGGAGGCUUGAAAGACCACGUGAGGAGAGGCUGGUACGAUUUGGCCAAUGAGAUGAAGUUACUAUCUACAGCCGCCUCAAAGGCGGGACCUCUCCGCUAUGAUGCUUAUUGUCCAUAUCGGUUAUCCGCUUCGGUGACCUCGUGAUGGUCACUGUCUCUCCGCCGGUGGAUGAAAGAAGCAUUGGAAUAUAAAUUGGACGCUCUGCCACUUGUAUAAUGCCAACUCACCUUUCAAAGCCAGUCACGAUUUAAAACACACAUACCAGAGGUAACUAAUACAGUUAAUAUCAUUAAUACCAUAAUACCCCACCAUAUAAAACCAUGAGGUUCCAACUCUCGUCACUAUCUGCUGGCCUCCUCGCCGCCGCAGUAUCUGCCCAAGACCCCGUGCAGACCGGCCCGUUCAACCUUCACAUAAAGGGGAAAGAAGGCAGCUCUAUUGACGGAUAUGCCGGCUCCUGCCAUGCCGGCGCCGCCAUCGAGGGAUUAUGCUACAACGAAGGAUCGCUUCCCGCAGGAAAUUACGUCGAGUACUACUUCAAUGCAUCUAGCUACACCAAGGUCGACGGCGCGGACGUCGGCAAGCUUAUCUGGAAGCUUCCUUACACCGACGGAAGCGGCGGCCAGGCCACGGUCGACCAAGGUCUGGCGCUCCAGUUCACCGUGAACAGCAACGUCGCGGCGGCGAUGUUUGGAUUUGGCAGCUACUCCGUUGAUCUCGGUUUCGACAAGGAAGGCAAGCUGUUCGGCGUGUCCUACAUCGACGACUCCACGUUCGAGCCCGGAAAGAGUCCGUUCCCUAGUGGCAAUGCAACGGCCGACUACCAAUGGUAUGCUUGCUGGCAAUACUUUACUGGCUACUACUACCAAUCGAUUGGAUGGGCUUCGACCUCGCCGCCUCACAACCCUACCUGUGAGCCUGUCGAUAUUUUCCAGGAGUUCCCGUCCUCUUACUAAGGGAACAUGAUAUUUCGCCCGCCCCACCGUUCUAGUUUUGCAUCACGUUAGUUACGAAUGGGCCGAAACUCGAUGGAAUUAGGUCCUGGCACGAAAGCUGGGUUUGGCGGUCGCAUGAUUCAUGAAGUGUAUGAAGGCUAAGGUAUACGACUAGUUGCGGGAUAUAGAAACGAAAAUAGUCUUAAUUCUACUUAUUAUACUCUGAAGAAUGUACUCAGUACUCAAAAAGAGGACCGAGGCUAUUAACUACCUCCUAUGACAGGUGUUUGUUUGCUUCCCUUCGG